Molecule: messenger RNA, 4346 nt
Organism: Drosophila guanche
Lineage: Eukaryota; Metazoa; Arthropoda; Insecta; Diptera; Drosophilidae
Gene: Rfx
Product: DNA-binding protein RFX2
Exons: 10
Coding region: 767-3568 (933 amino acids)
Biological process (GO): regulation of transcription by RNA polymerase II
Molecular function (GO): RNA polymerase II cis-regulatory region sequence-specific DNA binding; DNA-binding transcription factor activity, RNA polymerase II-specific
Source: RefSeq, a predicted model, not a curated record
CAUAUGAUUUUGUUUUGACUUCGUUUUUUUUUGUUUUUCCCAACAAAACUCGUGCAAAUUGUUUAAUUUAGUAAUUAGGUAUUAAGAACCCGUGCAAUAACUAGUUUUAGAGUAGCCACCCCAAACGGUGACUGACCGAGCAAGCGAUUGACCACACCGGCGAUUGGAGAGCGUGAUUCGGCCUUUUGGGGGCCAGAAACAUGUCAGCAGCCGUGGCCGAGCACUGUUUGUUGUUGUUGUUGGUGCUGGUGGUGCCUGUUGCCAGGCAACGAAAAACGCAAACACAACAAGUUACGGUUACGUCGCUGUUCGGGCCACUUCCUUCCGGUCUCAUUUCUGCCCCGUAAUACAAUUUUCCACAUUCUCCAACUGCGCGGAACCCCAAAGGAACCAAGAAACCCCCAAGAAAAAUAAUAAUUCCUAUAGGAAUCCCUGGAGUCGCAAGUGAAGGAUUCCCAUUCGGAGGAACAUUUUGAUGUACCUGGAAACUGGAGCAGAGCUCCGGGAUACUCUUUUGGAUACUUACCACGACGUAAUGCAGCAGCAACCACAAGAGGCAAGGAAACCUACAGAAUCAAGUGAAUAAAAUAAACCUACGCACCACCGCCAUUGCCUUACGUCCGAAAGAGACGGCAGCACAGAGGAAAGAAAGAGAGAUAGAGGGAGCGAGCUUAAAAGCCAAGGAAUUUCACACUGAAAGUGCAACGAAAAGGAAGGAAGAAAGGAGGAACCUAAACAAAGUAGAAAUAAAUAGAACUGUAAGCAAAUGACCACGCGCCUGGCACCCCAGCGUCAGUUCAUCAUUUCGACGCGCUCUGCCGUGGCCAGUGCCAGCGCCAGUGGCGUCGUUGUGGAUGCCAUCCAGGCGGAGACAGUGGAGGAGCUGCAGCAGCAACAGCAGCAGCUGCUGCAGGAGGAUGUGCUGACCGUUGAGGUGGAGAACAGCAACACCAACAACAACAACCACACCACAGCGAGCUCCGUGAACGCAUCGCCCACGCAUGCCGAGCAGUUCGAGUUCUGCACGGAGGAUGGUGUUGUUGUCUCCGCCACCCUGGAGGAUGUCAUGACGCAGAACUGCCAGCUUCUGCAGAAGAAAUUAAGCGAAGGCGACGACUCAGUCACGGGCAAUGCCACGGCAGCCGAGCAGCUGGAGGUGAUACGCGUCGUCCUGCCCAUGGAUGCCAGCGACUCGAGCAACGAGGCUCACACCCAUAUUCAUGGGCAUUUGGUCAACAGCAGCAGCAGCGACAUCGCCGGAACCAUCACCACCACAGAGCCCAAUGGCAGCACCAUCACCCACUCCAUACCCAUACACAGCAUGGCGGACCUAAGCGCCAUCAAGAAUGGCGUCGAUCUGGCCCAGCAGGUGGCCAAUGGCCAAGUGACCGUGGUGCAGACCACAGAGGAUGAUGACGGCACGCCAUUCAUCACCGUUACGGUUUCCGGCCAGGAGCAGAACUACCAGGUGCAAUAUGUGGACUCGGAGCUGUACCACAGCAACUCCAGCCAGACGCAAAUGACAUAUCCGUUCUGCCCGGUGGGCGAUUACCAGGGCAAUGGUCAGACAUACUACUCGACCACGUCGACGGGCCAGUAUGCGGCGACGACGCCGUCGGCUGGGGGCAGUACGGCGGGCAAUGCGGCCCACUCCACGACACUGCCCUACCUGGUGCCCGUGGAGGAGGGCCUGCUGCUGAAUGGCUCCUCGCAGUCGCACAGCCGCGACUCGCCACACAGCCUGACGGUGAGUAGGGAGCGGGGACGGGAGUGGGAGCCACCUGAGCCAACUGUGACAACAUUGACUAACCCUUGGGCCACCCUUGGGCUGCAGCACGAGGUUGCCUACAUCCAGGAGGCACAGAGCACGCCCCAGACGCCCACCUCGACGACAACCACCAACUCGGCCAGCGGCGGCAGCCUCGGGACGGGCGGCGGAGGCGCCUCACCCGAUUCGGAUCAGAGUGCGCUCGGCAACAGCAACAAGAUUGCCUCGGCAACGAUCAAAUGGUUGUCACGCAACUACGAGACGGCCGACGGUGUCAGCCUGCCCAGGUCCACCCUGUACAACCACUACAUGCAGCAUUGCAACGAGCAGAAGCUGGAGCCCGUGAAUGCAGCCAGUUUCGGCAAGCUGAUACGCUCCGUGUUCUCCGGCCUGCGCACACGUCGCCUGGGUACGCGCGGCAACUCCAAGUACCACUACUAUGGCAUUCGCAUCAAGCCUGGCUCCCUGCUGAAUCACCACUCCAUGGAGGACAACAAGUCGAUGCACGGCUACGGGCCAGUCUCCCGCAACGGGGCCCUGGUUAACGUCAGCAGCAGCACCUCCAGCCAGAUGGCGGGCUCCAAUGGCAGCAUGGGCAUGGCCGGAUCCACCAGCCAGCGGAACGGCACGUCCAAAAAGCACAGCUUCAAGCCAGAGACCUACGAGGCAUGCAUCCAGUACAUUGGCGAUGGAAGCAGCGCUCUACCCUCGUUUCCGCCAAUCGAGCUGAGUCACAGCUUCAGCACUGAGCUAACGCUGGAGGAUGUGGACACGUUUAGGGCCCUGUACCGUGAGCACUGCGAGUCCUUCCUGGAUGCUGUGCUGAAUCUGGAAUUUGGCACCGUGGAGUUUCUGCUGCGCGACUUCUGGCGUGCCAGCGACAACAACAAUCUGGAGGAGUGCGAGGAGGAGAAGUACUUGAGCAAGACGAAGCUGUAUCUGUUGUGCCACUGCGCAGAAGUGCAAAAAUUCGUACGCGAGGUGGACUAUCAGUUUUACCAGAACACAGUGGAUGUCAUUAUUCCCGAUGUGCUGCGCUCCAUACCGAAUGCCCUGACCCAAGCCAUACGUAAUUUUGCCAAGAACCUGGAGCUGUGGCUGUGCGAGAGCAUGAUGGGUGUGCCGGAGCAGUUGGCCCAGAUCAAGACCAGCUCCGUCUCCGCCUUCUGCCAGACACUGCGUCGCUACACCUCACUCAAUCAUUUGGCGCAGGCCGCACGUGCCGUGCUCCAGAACGGAGCACAAAUCUCCCAAAUGUUGAGCGAUCUGAAUCGCGUGGAUUUCCACAAUGUACAGGAACAAGCCGCCUGGGUGAGUCAGUGUGCUCCGUCUGUGGUGCAGAGAUUGGAGAGCGACUUCAAGGCCGCACUGCAGCAACAGAGCUCGCUGGAGCAGUGGGCCAGCUGGCUGCAGCUCGUGGUCGAGUCAGCCAUGGAGGAGUAUACGGGCAAGCCAACAUAUGCACGUGCCGCCCGUCAAUUCCUGCUCAAGUGGAGCUUCUACAGCUCGAUGAUCAUUCGGGACUUGACGCUGCGCUCGGCCUCAAGCUUUGGCAGCUUCCACCUGAUAAGAUUGCUGUUCGAUGAGUACAUGUUCUAUCUGGUGGAGCACAAGAUAGCCGAGGCGCAGCAGAAGACGGCCAUAGCGGUUAUAUGUGAGCGCAUGAAGAAAGAGAUGGACUUUGAAUUCGAGUGCCAGUUUGCGUACAUAACCAGCGAAACGGAGCAGCAGCAGAAUACUCCCAGUUCGGUCAGUGGCGGGGAUGUUGGCAACGAGGCGAAGCGACUGAAGCAGGAAUGAGUUGAGGAAAUGGAAGUGAAAGUGGAAGUGGAAGCAAUGAAACUAGUAUUCAUAGUAAACGAUUUUAUGUAAUCCGUUAAAGCGUAAUUGUUAUCCCGAUCAGUGUGCACCAGUCCCCCUGUCACCCAUAUAUUCAGCUCUGCAUUUAAUAGUCGAUGUACCCGUGUGUUGUACGUGUCCGUGUGUUAGUUUGUAGUCCUAAGUUCCCAGACUCUAAGCGUAGUCAGUCGUCGAUCAGUUUUAGUAAUAACAUUCUAGGCAGACUCAAGACUCAUAGCUAUGAGUGAGAGAUACGAGCAUUGCCCCCGCAUUGAAGUGAAGAGCCGUCCAGCAGGCAGGAGGCAGCCGGCGGCAGCAAGGCGUAAGCCGCAAAAGCAACGCCUGGCCUUGCCUGCCCGCCCGCCCGAUCAACUGAUCUGAUCUCUGAUCGAUCCGUGUAUUCAUAAGAUACAUUUUAGUUUAAGUACAUGUGCAUUAAUAUCUGUAAUUUAUGUCUAACUCAAACGUCUAUUGUCUACUGUCGUCUACUACAGCUGUCAGCGAUAAUGUUAAUUCCUUGUGUUUGUUUAAGAGCGGAGAAUGCAUCAGUUUUGUCUGGUUUCAAUGAACUAACUUGUAUCUUGUAUCUUGUAUCUUGUAUGUCACAGCGCACAGCGCACGGCGCACAUUCGCACACAUAGAUACACAGAACACACACAAAGACACCCACACACAUUGAUCACUUCACGCACACUGAAAGCGAAAGCGAGAGAGUUCGAUUUUAUAGAUUUUAGCGAAA